This is a messenger RNA of Solenopsis invicta (red fire ant), 4369 nucleotides long. RefSeq lists its product as uncharacterized. Gene Ontology annotation, molecular function: cysteine-type deubiquitinase activity. The record is from RefSeq and is a predicted model, not a curated record. Gene Ontology annotation, biological process: protein deubiquitination. The transcript is spliced from 15 exons. Bases 910 to 3714 code for a protein of 934 amino acids. NCBI's taxonomy places the organism in Eukaryota, Metazoa, Arthropoda, Insecta, Hymenoptera, Formicidae.
AUAAUUAAAUGGCAUUGAAAUAUUUGUAAGCUAAGAAUUAAAUCGAAAUUUUUAGAAUGAAGCAAGAAUCAAAAGUCAAAUUGAAAUUUGGCGCCUAUCUGUUUAUGUAUCAAAAUGGAAGUCGUAAAGUGACAACUUUAAAAUCACGCGAUUGGUUAGUGAUGAUUGGCCAAUGAGUCCGUUUGAAGCCGUCUAUCAUAUUCGGACGUGUUUGUCUAUUACUAAAAAAUUUUUCUGCACUAUUGCUAAUGUAAUUAUUAGACUUUGUGUUAUACAUUAUUAGAUCUUCGAUUCUACUUUUAUACUUUUGAAAGCUUGCUUUAAUUCAUCGAGAAAUAGUCGUAUCGCUUCCUCGGCCAAUCGCAAUGAGAUAUAUCGGUUCACAAGUCGCUUGCGAUUUAUCGUUCUCGAUAUGGAAUUUUCCUUCGUGUUGUUAAAUCACAGUGCUGAGACUGCUGAGAAAUCUUAAAUAUAAGACGAACGAUAUAUGAAUAUCGUCCCGAGACCUGAAUACAAUAUUUCGAGCACCGUAAGCGAAUUUUGCCGCAAGCGCAAUCUAAUUGAGAACUUUUAUUGGUGGCACCGCGUCUACUUUUUGACACCACUGGCAUGCCUGGCAUGAUCGUUAAUUGGUUGUUGUAUCCAAUCGUGCCAUUGUGACGUCAUAAAGGAAAAACAAGCAGGUAAGAGAGGGAGGUGAAGAUAUUACGCAUACUCGUAUUUGAAAAGUCGAAUGGCCGUUGCUUCGCGAGUUUCACGAGGUUGUUGUACCGAAGGACUAGAUGAAAAGGAGAAUAAGGAAAUAAAAGGAACAAGUUCUCACUGAAUUGAGACCUAUCCCAUGAUUAGAGCAUGAAAAAGAAUAGUUAAAACUAAUGUUCUAAAACACAUAUAAGAGUGACAAAUUGAAUGACAAUGUCAACUAAAGGAAUAUCGAAGCGGACACAGGAGCCUGUGGAUCAAUGGCUGGCAAAGGAAGGUUACUUUAGGAAACCUACUCCUAGAGAUCCAACCUGCUUGUUCAGGUCAAUUAGUGAACAAGUAUAUCAUACACAACAUUAUCAUCUACGAGUUAGAAAAGAGUGCACAGAAUUUAUGAGGAAGAAAAGACACUUGUUCAAGGAUUCUGUAUCGAUGUCAUUUGAUUACUAUCUUAAAGAAAUGCAGUAUUUUACCGAAUGGGGAGGUGUGAUCGAAAUUCAAGCCAUGUCAUUGUUGUAUAAAAGAGACAUAAUUAUAUUCUGUGGAGAGAAGCAGAUAUGUGAAAACAUUACUAAUAAUGGCUUUAAAAAAGGUGUUAUGUUGCUUUGUCACACAGAACCAAAACAAUAUGAACCUGUUUAUCCAAUGGCUUUUGUGCAAUCAGCUGCAUACUGUCAAUCCAUUGUGUAUGAGGUUGUAUACAAGUAUAUGUUUCAAAUACCUAACAUAAAGACUGUUGCGGAUAAAAUGCUACAUAAUCGAACUCCUGCACUUAGACAUGACAAAUUUUUCCAAAAGGGAAAUCUUGACAUUAGAGAGCAAUUGAUUGAAGAUUUAUACAAAAAAGUAAAAAAUGAACAUAAUGACACAGACGAAGUUCAAUCCGAUUGGAAGGGAGCACCACUUAUUCCUUAUAAAGUUGCAAAAGCGCUAGCUCCUGACUAUUAUCGCAAUAUAGAGUUAGACAUAUGGCAUGAAUUAAAACGAGAGGUAAAAUCUGCAGGCUGGAACAGAUACAACAGUAAUGAGCUUCAAGUCGGCGGCAAAUGUCUGAUACAGAUUAGUAUAAAUGAUUUAGAGCAAUGUGAUAGAAAUAACAACAAUAAUAUGUGUUUUAAUUUGCCAAAAUGUACUAAUGAGAUCAACAAUAGAAUUGAGCAACAAAAAUUGAAGCAAGGGCCUCUUUGGCUUCAUGGUUACAUACAAGAAAUGAGCACAGAAAAGGAUCCAGUGCUAGUCUUUAUCAAAGAUCUGGGAGAGAAAAAAUUUGUUCCAUACGAUGCUCUGAAGCCAUUACCUUUAGUAAAAAAAAGUAGGCCAAAAAGUUGGACACCUAUUGAUAGAAAUCAUUUGGUUACUUCAGAUUCAGGUCGACGAUGGAAAAAAUCAUAUAAUUCUUUCCCUCGAAAGAGAAAAGACCAUACCAUAACGAAUGAAACGCGAAAUAUAAAAAAGAAUGUAUUGACAGAUAAUGAUAGUAAUAAUAACGUUGAUAAUGUUAAUAUAAAUAAUGAAACUGGAUUUGACGAACAUCACCAUGAACUUCCUAAAGUAGACAAAAAUCUAACGUUAGAAAAUCAUUCUGUAGAAGAUUCUUCUAGUCUUGUGACAAACGAAGAGGCUAAUACCUUACCUGUGACUACAUCUGACAAUCAUUCCCAUUCACAAUCCGUAAUGUCAAGUAAUGUAACGCAGGAAACAGCAGAAUGCAAAAAACCUGAUUUAGUGUUUAGAAGAAUGAACAAUACUCCAAGAAAUAAGACUGCAAUAAAAUCUAAUAAUUUUGGUAAUAGUCUUCAGAAGUCAACCUCGAAACCGAAAGUAUCAAAUGAGAAUUAUUGUUCGCCUUACAAUGGUAAUUCACAAAUAAAUAUGUGUGGCAAUCCAAAUAUAUCUUAUGUUACUUCAGAAAACGCGUAUUCUUAUCCGUAUAUGUCGGGUAAUUUCUCGGUAACUGGGGAACACGGUCCGAACCAAGUAGAUCAUUCAUUUACAUCGAAUUCCUUUUAUAAUUUACCUUUGGAGGACGCUUACCGCACUUUAAAUCCAACUUAUUACGGAAUAAUGUAUGGGCCCAAUCAUCAAGCCAUGCCAUCUUUAAGUGCACCAUCGAAUAUCCAUGGUCCGUAUGUGCAAGAGGAAGUGGAUCAUCUUGUUAACGACUUGCAAAAUUGUUCGUUAGCAUCUAAUGAGGGGGCAAAUGCCAGUGCAGAGAUUUCAAACUCAAUGCAUUUGAACGGUAUGCAAAAUGCAAAACAGCCAAAGCAGGGAUCAAAAAAUUCGAGCGGAAAAGAUUCCAUGUAUCAGUUUCAUCAGAAAGGAAAGCAAACUGGAACUGUUAAAGGUAACAAGAUACGAAAUCGUCAACAAAAUGCAGCGUAUAUACAGUACUCUGGUCAUCAGUACAGUGCAACGAUGCCAAAUGGUUCUAUGAAUUCGUAUGACGCGCGAAGACACGAUAUACAUAUGCUACAAUUACAACAUCAUUGGGAUCCGAUAUCGUCUCAAAUAGCGCCUAUGGUAGCUGGUCCCACAAAUGGUUAUGUAUUGCCGCAAUAUACAACUCCGAAUCAGAUGCACCCGUAUCACGAGCUUCCACCACAGUACAUGAACGAAGGAAAUUCAGGAAAUCCCUCGUAUUACUUGGGAAAUGGUAGUUAUAUGCCCAUGCCAUAUUUAUCGCCUCAGCACGUCGACACAGUUGUGGAGAAUGGAGCUGUAGCUCCAUCGUACCCACAGCAUUUCUAUACCACGAACGAGGCUUACCAAUCAAGUCAUUCGUCAACAAACGGCCAAUCAAUGAUGUACUCACAACCGAUAAUAUAUCCGCAGUCGAUGCAAUAUCACCCUGUACCGCCGCCGCCGUCACACAUGCAAGAACAAUGGAGCCCGACAUUGGAACCUCAGCCUUCCUAUAUUCUUCAAUGUGUAGGUCCUACUUCAGGUUCAGCUCCGAUCAUAGAACCAUCCGCUAACGGACAAUGUGCCAUUCCGAAAGGCACUUCACUGUAGAUUACACAUUCUGAAGACUGAUGGUCAUAAGAUCAAAUUUAUACUGAGGUAACAAUUAAAAAUAGUAUUAAUGAAGUGUGUUCCAUUCGUUGAAAAUAAUAUCCCGAAGAUUAAUAGUAGUUAUAAAAUAAAUAAAAUUUAUCGCAAUAAAAAUAAGAAUAAUGAUAUAUUAAAAAUGACUAUAGUAGCGAUAAGAGAGAGAACCACAGAAAAUUUAGCUAUUCUGAAAGAUAAGAGCAACUGUGGAGCAAAGUACAUGUUUACUACUUGUGAUUCUUCUUAUUAGAAGUCGACGAGUUCGUUUCCUGUUUAAUUUUCCAAAAUUCCUGUGUCAUAUACAAAGCUCUAUUAUACAAAGUAUUAAAAUGUAAUCUUGCAUCUUCGUGAGCUGUGUAUGCAAAUUUAUAUAAUACAUUAUAGAUUGACGUAAGAGAGACCUUACACAGCUUUGACACAGCUAAUCUAUACCAAUGUUAAACAAUUUAAACAGACACUUGAGACUUUUAUAGACUUAGUUUAAAAGAAAAAGAUUGUGCGUAUGUGAGACUGAAAUUUAUCUCGAGUCUCAACAUUAUCCUAAUGCAAUUAUAAAGUUUCUUCAUAAAAAAAAAUUACAGAAUAAUGUAAUGGCAAAUGCAUAAAUUGAUAACAUUCC